This is a messenger RNA of Sporisorium graminicola, 1668 nucleotides long. RefSeq lists its product as uncharacterized. Gene Ontology annotation, biological process: adenosine catabolic process; purine ribonucleoside monophosphate biosynthetic process; inosine biosynthetic process. Gene Ontology annotation, molecular function: adenosine deaminase activity. The transcript has a single exon. Bases 1 to 1668 code for a protein of 555 amino acids. The record is from RefSeq and is a predicted model, not a curated record. NCBI's taxonomy places the organism in Eukaryota, Fungi, Basidiomycota, Ustilaginomycetes, Ustilaginales, Ustilaginaceae.
AUGGCGUCAUCCUCGCAGGUGCAGGCGCAUCUGCAGGCAGUGGAGGCGCUCAAAGCUAAAGAGGCUGCUUUCCGAUACGACCAUGCCGCCCUGUCCAACAUGACCGCCGACGAAGCGCGCGCCAACACCAUUUUCACCCGUUUGCGCGACGCCGAAGUGCUGUCGACAUGGGAGAAGCAAGGUGAUCUCGUCGCUUUCGCGGGCAUGGACUUCUACGGAGCGAGGAAGAACGGACUGGGACAACCGUCCGAGGUGUGGAACGCCGUGCAGCGUAUGCCCAAAGGUGCGCUUCUGCAUUGCCAUUUUGACGGUACGGUGGAUACCAAAUUCUUGCUGGAACAUGCCAAGAAGACGCCGGGUAUGGCGAUGAAGACGGAUGUGCCACUGUCGACGCCCGAGUCGCUGUGGAAGGCGACGGUCGAGUUCUUGGUUUUGCCGGAGGGGGCGGAGCGGUCAAAGACGAGCAUCUAUUCGGAAGAGUAUUUGCCAGGAACCUGGGUCAGCUUCAGCCACGCUCGCGAGUCGUUCCCAUACCCUCACCCCUACUCACUGGAACCACGGGCACAGCCGAACGGAGAUACCACACACAGAGCUGCCAGCUCCGACUCGGGCCUCGCCUUCGAUGCAUAUGCACACGCUCUCAUGACCUUGACACCGCACUCGGCCGUCCCCGCCAUCACCAACAGCAAGCAGGCGUGGGCCAAGUUCCAGUCUACCUUCGGCGUCAUUGCGGGUCUAAUCGGAUAUGAGCCCACGCUGAAAGCCUACACCAAGGAGCUACUCCGCUCGCACGCACGAGAUGGCAUCUCCUACACCGAAACACGCAUCAACUUUCUCACCGAGUUCAUGGUGCGCCAGGACGGCACUCCCGAUCUGGAUCACGAGGCGUGGGUGCGAAUCUUCAUCGAGGCCGUCAAUGAGGUCAAGAGUGAGAUCACCGACGGCAGCUUUGUCGAUGCAAAGAUCAUCUACACCACGGUGCGCUUCGUCGACAACGAAAGGCUGCGCUGGUAUCUCGAAGACUGCAUCAUGCUCAAGAAGAAGUUUCCAGAGUGGAUUGUCGGCUUCGACCUGGUUGGGCACGAGGACCCGCUGUUGCCGCUCAAAGUGUACAUCCCGGAGCUGCUGCGAUUCCAGCAGCGAUGCAAGGAGGAAGGCGUAGAGAUUCCAUUUGUCUUCCAUGCGGGGGAGACGCUCGAAGACGGCGGGGAUGCAGAUCUCAACCUGUACGAUGCGCUGCUGCUGGGCACAAAGCGCAUCGGACACGGUGUCUCGCUUGCCCGCCAUCCGAUCCUGACAGAUAUGGUCAAGGAGCGCGAUAUCUGCCUCGAAAUCUGCCCCAUCUCGAACCAGGUGCUCGGCUACACGUCUUCCAUCUGCUCGCACCCGAGCCUGCUCGCUCUGCUCAAUAGGAACGUCCCCGUAGCGCUGUCCUCCGACGACCCGAGUAUCUUUGAGAACUUUGGCUUGUCGUAUGACUUUUAUCAGCUCGUCAUCAGCUCGAAAGCUACCUCGCUCGUGUCGCUUGCCGCGCUGGCGCGCAGGUCGAUCAAGUACACACUGGUCGACGAGGCGACUAAGCAGAGGAUGUUUCAGGACUGGGAUGCGAGGUGGACUGCGUUCCUAGCGUGGUUCUUGCAAGAGUAUGGGCAUGUUGCCAAGCAGUGA